UGAAAUAUUACCACACAAUAAUUGUAAUAGGUGUUGCCUACUUUUCAGUAAAAUUAAAAAAAAUCUAGUUGGUCAAUUCUGUCAAAACAAUGAUAAACUUCAAAAUCUAACCUCACUGUCAAUCAGGUACGAAAAAUCGAAAUUUUAAACCAUAUUUAAUUUAGCAUUUAAGUCCAAAAAUAUAGUAUUAUAAGCUCUAAAAAAUCGGUUAUGACGCAUUUUUACAAAUUGAGUUCGCUAUUAAAGUACCGUAAUUUUUCGUUUAUAGGAAAUUUCAAGUAUUCUGUAAAUAGUCACCCGCUUAACACAAAUAUGGGUAUGCCACUCGUCGAGGUAGUUAAGAAACUGAAAGAGUACGCUCCUUUAGAUUUAGCCGAGCCGUGGGAUAACGUGGGGCUCUUGAUUGAACCGUCAGAAGGGGCCACUGUCAACACUGUUCUUCUAACCAUUGAUUUAACUGAAGAUGUAGUGGACGAGGCUAUCGAAAACAAAGCGAGACUUAUUAUUAGUUAUCACCCGAAUAUUUUUAAGCCUUUGAAAGCGAUAAGUCAAGGCCACUGGAAAGAACGUAUAAUCUCGAAAUGUAUAAGAAACGAUAUUGCUGUGUUCAGUCCACAUACCACUUGGGACGCGAUGGAGAACGGCGUGCAUGAAUGGUUGGGGAAAGCUUUUGACAGUUCCAGCAAUAAACCCAUCAUAGAAAAUAAAGAUUACGAGGGAGGACAUGGUGUUGGCAGUUUUUUGACUUUAAAAUCUGCUAUUUCAUUGAAGAACGCCAUAGCUGCAGUCAAAAAGCACGUUGGUGUGCCAUACGUUAGAGUCGCAGUCGCCAGACACAGGCAUUUGGAAUCGCCCAUUUCCACAGUAGCAAUUUGCGCGGGGUCUGGGGCGUCGAUACUGAGCGGCGUACUGGCAGAUUUGUACCUAACAGGGGAAAUGUUGCACCACGAAGUAUUAGAAGCUACUCAGAACGGUAUCAACGUGAUUUUGUGCAAUCACAGCGAUUCGGAACGCGGUUUUCUCAAUACCUUCAAAGAGACGUUCAAGCAUGAUGGGCUGAACGUCGUUUUAUCCAAAAUCGACAAAGACUGCUUGGAGACCAUGUGAUUAAGGGAAGUGAUGAUACAAAAUCGGAAUCAUUUUGAGGCGUUGCGUUUUGGGUACAAAAAAGUUGUAUGGUUUGGUUAUAUGGGUUUAAAGUUCAUUUUUUGUUUGUAUAUCCAUUGAGUUACA
Molecule: messenger RNA, 1233 nt
Organism: Psylliodes chrysocephalus
Lineage: Eukaryota; Metazoa; Arthropoda; Insecta; Coleoptera; Chrysomelidae
Source: the annotation of a GenBank genome assembly